This is a messenger RNA of Limanda limanda (common dab), 2172 nucleotides long. RefSeq lists its product as uncharacterized. The transcript is spliced from 11 exons. Gene Ontology annotation, molecular function: serine-type endopeptidase activity. Bases 16 to 2172 code for a protein of 718 amino acids. NCBI's taxonomy places the organism in Eukaryota, Metazoa, Chordata, Actinopteri, Pleuronectiformes, Pleuronectidae. Gene Ontology annotation, biological process: proteolysis. The record is from RefSeq and is a predicted model, not a curated record.
GCCGGGUGGAGCGUCAUGUGUCGUCCGUGUUGUGAGUACCACCUGAUCCAGUGCCGGUGUCCCUCCACAGGGUCGAGGGUGGGCUACACCGUCCCCUGCUGCCGCAACGCUCUGGACCAGUGUGACCCCUGUAUCAUCCACCCAGGCUGCAGUCUGUUCGAGAACUGCAAGACCUGCCACAACGGGACGUGGAGGGCCAACGACGAUUUCUUCGUCGACGGGAAGUUUUGCACCGAGUGUCGCCAAGGCUGGAGCGGAGGGGACUGUAAAACAUGUGGAGGCGUCCUCCAGCGAGCCCAGGGUCUCGUGGUCCUGGAGAGUUACCCGACAAACGCCCGGUGUGAGUGGAGGGUGCAAGUGCAGAGGGGCAGAAGCAUCGAGCUCAGGUUUUCUCAGCUCAGUUUGGAGUCCGACCACACGUGUCGUUACGACUACGUGGAGGUGCGUGAUGGCGACGACCUGAGCUCCCCUGUGAUUGGCCGGUUCUGUGGGGAUCGGCUGCCUCCACCUAUAAAAAGCUCCGGGAACCUCCUGCACAUCCUGUUCACCUCAGAUGGCUACAACAACUUCGAUGGAUUCGUUCUCACUUUUCAGGAGAGUUCAGCCCCUGGCGAUCCAGGCUGUGCACCCCCAGAGGAACCAGUGGAUGGAUACUGGCUGCCAGUUUACAGCCUCCAGCACAAGCUUGAGUCUGUGAACUACCAGUGUCAUCCACCCUUCACCCUGAGCGGCUCCCAGCAGAGGAGCUGUCGGCCCGGUGGCCUGUGGAGUGGCAGCACUCCCACGUGUGUGAGAGGCCAGACGAGCAGAGUCCAGUGUGCCCCUCCACCCAAACUGCUCAACGGCUACUACAGGCCGGCUCAGGACACAGCGGGGGGUGCGGAGGCGGAGACAAUGGAGUUCUUCUGCAAAAAAUCCUUCGUUCUGAGUGGAAACCACCAGAGCACCUGUCUCUCUAAUGGAUCCUGGAGUGGCAGGCCACCCAAGUGUGUGAGAGCCUGUCGAGAGCCCAAAGUGUCAGAACUUGUGCGACAAAGUGUUGUGACGCCGCGUCUCUUGUCAAGAGAGACUCCAAACCAGCGGCUCUCAUCCAGGUCCCACAUCCACCACCUGUCCUCCACUGGUUUCAUCCCACUGACCCUGGACCGACUGUCUCCGGUGGACAGACAUGACGUCUCUUCGGACGAGCUUCCUCGUGGCUUCCACUCAGUUCACACGAGCAUCGAGUACCGGUGCGCCUCACCUCUGUACGACCACACGGGGAGCUCCCGACGCACGUGUCUGAAGAGCGGCCGGUGGAGCGGGCGCCACGUCUCCUGCUCGCCGGUUUGUGGCAAACUCGACACCUUCAGUCCUCAGAACCUCUCAGAGACUCAGUGGCCGUGGCACGCAGCCGUGUACGUCCGCUCGCCCCCUGACCGACAGGAGGCCUCGGAGGAGUCCGGGUUCUGGCUCCUGGCCUGCAGCGGCGCCCUGCUCGCCCAGCGCAGCGUCCUGGUGGCAGCCCGGUGCGUGGUGGACAAGGACGAGCAGCGGCCGCUUCACCCGGCGCACGUGAAGGUCGUGGUCGGCGUGCAGCAGCAGCACCGGGCGUCCAGGGCUCAGUGGAAAAGCCUGCAUCACCUCAGGGUUUCAGAUAUUUUAAUCCAUCCGAACUUUGACCUCACACCAGACGCCAGCGUGGCCGUGCUGAAGCUGAGAGACAAGGCCCGGAUCAGCGAGCGCGUGCUGCCGGUGUGUCUACCCACAAUUCACGGCGGCGAGGGGACUGUGCGGCAGGCCUACACCUCCAGGUGGACCCCACCGAACAAUCACAGACACCUGAGCCGCCACGCCCCCCCGAGCCAGACGCAGCUGGUUGAGCUGAGUGACGUGACUCAGUGUGAAGGAGGGUCCGCUCUCAGCGACAGCACACUGUGUGUCGUCAGGAGGCCGGCCGGUCCUCACAGCCCCUGUGCUGUCCCGGGCCUCACCACCCUGCCAGCUGUGUCCCCCCCCACAGGUGGAGUCUUGUCGGGUCAGGAGGAGACUCGGGGGGGCUCCAGCCGCUCGUCGGGCUGGCAGCUGCUGGCGUUGGAGGGUUUCAGCUGCGAGGAAAACGACCGACAGACUCACUCAGCUCAGACUGGAGUCGGCAGCUUUCGGGACUGGAUAGAGAGAAACAUGAAUUGA